Messenger RNA from Nerophis lumbriciformis (worm pipefish), 735 nucleotides. The record is from RefSeq and is a predicted model, not a curated record. Lineage: Eukaryota; Metazoa; Chordata; Actinopteri; Syngnathiformes; Syngnathidae.
AUGGACGCGAACCCUGUAAAAGCUAUAAUAUUUGACCUGGACAACACGCUUAUCGACACUAAUGGGGCUGGUCGAUUUGCAAUUCAGAAGGUGACCCAUGCACUUUUGAAGACCACAUUGGCUCUUGACGAUGACACCAUCACCAACAUUUGUGAAAAGUUCAAGCAGAAGCUUCUGCAAGAGAAAUUUGACCCAGCAGCUGGCAGAUCCAUCGAUGAGCUCCGAGUGGGUCACUGGGACGAAAGUAUUAAGGAAAGUAUGGACAGUUGUUCAACACCCACCCUGGCAGCUCAGUGCUACUACAUGUGGAAAAAUAGUCGAUUGGAGCUACUUUGUCUGUCCCCUGAAAUCUGCAAUCUUCUAAAGCAACUUCGGAGGAAAUAUAAGCUGUUGCUGCUGACCAAUGGGAAUUCUCAAACACAAAGGGAGAAAGUUGAAGCAGUCGGUUGUGAAGCCUUUUUCGACAGGAUUGUGGUGGGAGGAGAUUAUGCUGAGCAAAAACCUUACCCCUCUAUCUUCAGACUGUGUUUUGACCUUCUGCAGGUGGAGGCCCAGGACUGUAUUAUGGUUGGAGACUCAUUGGACACUGACAUUCAAGGAGGGUUCAUGGCAAAAGUGCGUGCUACAGUUUGGAUUAAUAAUUCUGGUGAUGCAGUGCCCGUUGGUGCAGUGAAACCUGACUACAUACUUUCAACUGUAUUGGACCUGGAUGAUGUAUUGGCAGAACUAAAUUAG